Molecule: messenger RNA, 2853 nt
Organism: Engraulis encrasicolus (European anchovy)
Lineage: Eukaryota; Metazoa; Chordata; Actinopteri; Clupeiformes; Engraulidae
Product: collagen alpha-1(I) chain-like
Exons: 13
Coding region: 1-2853 (950 amino acids)
Source: RefSeq, a predicted model, not a curated record
AUGCCCUGGCGUGUCCACAAGGCCGCCAUCUCCAUACACAUCCUGUCAAAGCAGGCACUCCACUGGGAACAUCAUUUCCAUCUGUUCCCGCGCACUCCACACCGCGGCCGACUCUCCGAACACACGCUAGCGAACCCAGCGACCCGCUGCCUAAGCCUUGACACAGCUCCCCGCGCCAGCCUCCACGGAUUCUCUCCGCACCAAAAACCGAAGCCCAAGACGAGCGCCUCAAACGCAACGUUUUCCCAUCUCCCCUUCUCAAUUAGUCCUCCACGACUCACGCCCCGCCUCCCCAAACCCCUUCGGAAGCUGCUCCUCCCACCAGACCCCAACCCACACUGGGGAAAAACGGGGGAACCCCCCCUGGGCCCAAAAGGCCCAAAGGGGGCCCCCGGGGCCCCCGGGCGGCGAGGGGCGUCCCUCGUUUCGGCGCGCGCCAACCACCGAGGGGCGCACCGCGAAACGAGGGACCCGCCCACGCCGCUUAUCCGGCGCGACAAACAGAGGCAGAAAACCGGUUCCGAGGGACGCCGCUCCUCCAGCCCGCGCUCGGGCCCAGCCCCGCUUCGCAUCCCCACCCGAACCGAGCGGUUCACCUUGGAGACCUGCGGCGAUAUGGGUACGGCCCCAGGCGCGAGAUUUACACCGUCUCCGCCGAUUUGCAAGGGCCGACAGAGUUCACCGACGCCGCCGAACCGCGGCGCGUUCCAGGGCACGGGCCCCUAUCCGGCAAACACCCCAUUCCUGGGUGCCCCGCCCUUCACAAAGAAAAGAAACUCUUCCGGGGCUCCCGCCGCCUUCUCCGGUUCCGUUUGCGUUUACCGCACUGGACGCCUCGCGGCGCCUAUCUCCGCCCACUCCCGGGAGGCGCCGAACCAGGCGUCGGUUCAUCCCGCAGCGCCAGUUCUGCGACAAAAGGGGCCCACCUGGGCACCGCAUUCCACGCCCGCCUCCAAGCCAGCGAGCCGGCUUCUACCCAUUGAAAGUACCCUGGUCGACGACCGAUUUGACGUCAGGACCGCUACGGGCCACCACCAAGUUUCCUCGGCGUUCGCCUGCCCAGGCAGAGUUUUCACCAUCUUGCGGGUACUAUCGCGCGCGCUCUUGCCCACCUCCCCGAUGGGAAGCGGGCGAGACGGGGCCGGUGGUGCGCCCGACGCCCGGAGCGCCGGGAUCCCACCCGGGCCGGCGUGCGCCGGCCUUCACCUUCAUUGCGCCGUGGGGGCUCGUAGACACCCUCUGACUCGCGCGUGCGUUAGACUCCUUGGUCCGUGUUUCAAGACGGGUCGGGUGGGUCUGCCGCUGUCGCCGCAGACCCCGAGCGCUCAACGAGGACCGAUCCCCGCCUCGGGCGCGCGGCGCCGGGCAGACACGGACUGUGGACAGUCCGGACCGGUCGACAGCCGCGCGGGGGCAGGGGGCCCCGUCCGUCCCGAGGAAGGAGACGCGAGGUACAUCGUCCGCGGCCCCGGGAAACGGCGAGGUGGGAGCGGGGGCUCUGUAAAGCGCUCCGCCGAAGGCGGUAAGCCACUUUGCCCCCGAGCCCUUCCAGGCGACCCAGAGCCGGUCGCGGCGCACCGCAAAGAGGAUGUGCGCCCGGAGGAAGCCGAUCCGACCGGCGGCCGGUCCCAGAGGAGAUCCAAACCGCACCGAAGGGCCGACGACCGCCGGGUUGAAUCCACCGAGCGGACGGCGCGGCACCCCAUCCGUUAUACCUCGGAACGGGGUCACGCCCUCUGGGAAACCGCGCUCAACAACCCGACGCCCGGGAAGAGCGGAACCCGCGGCGGGGGCCGUUACCGGCCUGCCACCGGCCUCCUGGGCUUGCCUCCCAUCAAAGACUCAGGGCCCCCGGCACCCGCGCCGGGAGAACUCGCACUUCCUUGCCGGCCGCUCGACGGACCGGCGGCGCGCUCUUCGGAGAGGGGGGGAAGAGGAACGACGCCCGAAGGACAGACUACUCUUCCACCGCCUGAACGACCCUCAACGGCCGACGGGAGGCGGCAGCGCGAGGGUUUUACCACCGGCAGCCGCGCACCCGUGCACACGAGGGCAGACCGACGUUUGGAGCGUGGGAGGAGAGAGCCAACGGUUUCGAACCAGCUCCGACUCGGCGGAAGGGCAACCGAGAAGCCACGGCGCGUCCUGCUCUUAGGGACGAAGGACGAGCGAGCGCCUGCGACCCCCCAGCCGCGGAAACGCCUGGGCGUGCCGAUUGAGGGGAAACGACCCUCAGACAGGCGUAGCCCCGGAUGGACCGGGCCGCAUUCAAGUUGGAUCGGCGGCGCGGCGCUCCGCCAGGCCCUCGAAUGGAGCCCCGGCGGGCCGAUCCGAGACCUCACGAAACCAGCCAAGCGCGUAGGAACGACGGGCGGUGUGUUGGCGCGCGGGGUCUCGCGCGGCCGCACCGGAGGCACCGCUUCCCCCCGAAGGGCGUCGAGGCCCGCCGGCCGCCGUGAGUCGUGGAGGUCUAUUGACCGACCGGGGACGACGGGGAAAACGGGCGUUUCGAGGCCGCGCUCGGGCUUCGGUGCGUUCCGCGAAGAUAUCCGUGGAGCCGCCUGGCCGCCGGGGAGGCCGGUGUCAAGCCGGCGUAGGCAGACGGGUCGACUGGGUCUCGCUCAGAGGGUUUCGGCACCGAGUCCGGGCGAGGCUCCGCCCACCCUGGGGGGGCCCGGGGCGCCUCGUCUCUGGCCUGGUCACCCGGGACCGGGAACCUCCUCGGGCCCCCGGGUCGGCCCGGGCCCCGGCCCCCGCCCCGGGCCCCCGGGCCUACCCCAGGCUCCCCAGGCGCGAGUUUCCGGAUCAGCCUUAAACCCCCCAAUAGGACACGGACCCCCUGCCACCACCUAA